AUGGAGACAGAGAUGGAGGUCUACUCCGGUGCCCCGAGCACCAAGAGGGCGAGGCUCGCGCUACCGGCGACGCCUUCCUCUGGUGGUUUGGCCGUAGCGGCUGGAAGCAGCGAGGGUGCGCCUACUGCAUCCGAGGAUCAAGAAGAGCAGUCUGGUCCUGACCGCAUCAGCGACCUCCCGGACGGUGUCCUCGGUGAGAUCAUAUCCCGUCUAUCCACUAAGGAAGGCGUUCGCCCUCAAAUCCUCGCACGUCGGUGGCGUCCUUUAUGGCGCACCGCUCCUCUGAAUCUCGACUGCAGUGAGAUCCCUGUCGGUCGUCUUCUUAAGCCCCUAGAAACAGUUCAUAUCGACGUACUGUCCAUGCUCCCCAGUAAGGAUGUCAUUCGCAUUAGAUAUUUUGGAACUCGGUGUAGUUUUCAACCUGACAUUGAUGGUUCGUGCCUUCCGGAGGCCAUCCUCUCCGGUCAUGGGGGCACAGUUCAUCGUCUCUGCAUUCCGGCGUGUUACCUCCACUGCAGACCCUCUACAGUUGACGCCUGGCUUCGAUCCCCAAGACUGAAGAAUCUCCAGGUUCUCGAGUUCUAUUACAUGUUCCCAAGUUUUGUGGGAAAAACCAUCACACUACCACACGAAAUAUCUUCGUCCGCGCCCUCACCGCCGGCUUCCACGCUGCUGUUUUCCUCCUCACUGCACACCAUCACAUUUGCUCUUUGCCAGAUACCUGAUAAGUAUGCACGAUCAUUUAAACUUCCACUCCUCAAGAGGCUUUCGUUUUUGGAAGUUGAUAUAUCAGACGUCUCACUGCAAAGCAUAAUCAGCCAUGGUUUCCCUGCCCUCGAGUGGCUCCUGCUUGUUUGCAAUAACUUGGACCACUGCAUCAUAAUAAACUCAGGCAAAGUUGAAGUCAUCUGUAUCCUUUGUGAGAAAGGUGAACUCGUUGUUGAGGAUGCGCCCUCACUUAAACGAUUGAUUCACGAUAUUCAGAGCCGACACUUGCAGAUAACUGUCUUUUCUGCACCUAAGCUUGAGUGUUUGGGUAAUUUUUAUGAAGGAUUUCCUGAAUCCAAGAUUGUUUUUGGCUCUACAGUUAUCGAGGCUUUGUCUGUAGUCAGCCUAUCAAUGGCGGUUCAAUCUGUGAAGACCCUGCUUAUCCACAUGUCAUUAAAUCUGAACAAGGUUGUUGCCUUGAUGCGAUGCUUUCCUAGCCUAGAGAACCUGUUUAUCGAGGGAGGAGUAUGCCGCGAGGAAGGUGUAACAAAUAAGUGGCGCCACAAGCACCGGGUGUUUCUCAAAUAG
Aegilops tauschii subsp. strangulata is the source of this 1296-nucleotide messenger RNA. NCBI's taxonomy places the organism in Eukaryota, Viridiplantae, Streptophyta, Magnoliopsida, Poales, Poaceae. The record is from RefSeq and is a predicted model, not a curated record.